AUGAAACUGUUACAUGGCAAUGCAAAUAUUCCCGACAUUAAGUCCAUAUUUGGUUCAGAUUUUUCUGGAUGUAUUAACAUGAAUGUAACGCCUGGCAGCAAAUCAGCAAACCUAGUACCAUACGCCGUUAAAAAGUUCCAAAGUGGAGAGACAGAUACGAUUAUAUGGUGGAGCAAACAUGGUGCUGUUGCGAAGACUGUUGCGUGUGCUGAGAUGUUCAAAAGCAUUGUGCUCAAUGCACAAACGUCACAGUUAGAUGGUUCCAGCCCAACAAAAAUGUACCAGUGUAGUCGCUUGCAUCUUCAAUCGUGUAAUUGCUCAGUUCCUGAUACAACAAUAUCUUGCACCCUGGAAGAACCAGGAAUAGCUAUCCUGUUUUCUAAAUCUCAGUUCCCAGGAGAAGAUUGUCAACUGCCUGUUGAUUUUGGGGGUAACAGUUUUUCAGACUUCACGAACAUAGGAGCAACAUCUCAAUUAAAUUUAGAUCAUCCACCUAGUCGUCGUCGCUUAUCUCGUACUAUUCGGAAAAAACGUAAUACUGUUCGUGAUUCCAAUAAAAACGAGGCCAAGUUUGUUAAUAAUUGUUCUUCAGAGAUGGGUGACUUCCAUAGUGUCCCUUUUCAAACACCCCGUCUGUCCGAUGCUAUUUCAAACGUAAAUAAUGUAUUAAAGCACAAAAAAUUGAAUAGGAAACGAAAAAAGUCGUCAAAUCAGUAA
This is a messenger RNA of Schistosoma rodhaini, 717 nucleotides long. NCBI's taxonomy places the organism in Eukaryota, Metazoa, Platyhelminthes, Trematoda, Strigeidida, Schistosomatidae. The record is from the annotation of a GenBank genome assembly.